Molecule: messenger RNA, 2698 nt
Organism: Sclerotinia trifoliorum
Lineage: Eukaryota; Fungi; Ascomycota; Leotiomycetes; Helotiales; Sclerotiniaceae
Source: the annotation of a GenBank genome assembly
CAUCUUUGCAUUCUCCUCUGCAGCGAUUUAGCAUUCGUGUCUCUAUUUUCCGUUGUUGCUUGAAAGUCUCAACAUACCCGCGCAUCCAGUGCUAAAGAUUCGUUUCUCCCUGCAAAAUUGAAUCAGUGAUUAGACCCGAGUUGUGGGGAUCAACACUUUUACCAUUCAUCAGGCUCAUCAUCCUCCUCAACGACGGGUGCAACUUGGGGUUUAUCUUCUGGCUUAUCAGGCAUUUUGGGUGCUUUAUUUUCUUUUUCGGUGGGCUUUGAAGAAUUGUGAUACCCGUAGUUCUCGAGGGACUUCGGAGAGAUUUAGUAACCUCGGUUGUGACUCCGUGAACAAAUUUUUAAAUUCGUGUUAAAAUGGUCGCAAGAAAGAUGGAUGUUUUGGUCUACUCAGGUAUAUAGGACCAACAGCUUUUCAUGGCUCGUUCUAAGUGUUUUGAUAGGCAAUGGAAGUACAAUUGAAUCCGUUCGCCACUGCCUUUAUACUUUACGACGUUUGCUCUCGCCAAGUUACGCUGUUAUUCCAGUCACUGAUACUGUCAUUCUCAAAGAACCUUGGACUACUUCUUGCGCUCUUCUUGUAUUUCCAGGGGGUGCUGACCAAGGAUAUUGUCGCUCCCUCAAUGGGGAAGGCAAUAGACGCAUCUCGCAAUACGUUCGUAGAGGUGGCGCCUAUCUUGGAUUUUGUGCUGGGGGCUACUAUGGCACCACCAAAUGUGAGUUCGAGGUCGGAAAUAGACCUCUAGAGGUUGUGGGACCACGAGAAUUACAAUUCUACCCUGGCAUCUCCCGAGGAUGUGCUUUCAAAGGAUUUGUGUACCAUAGUGAGGAAGGUGCAAAGGCUGCAGAGAUCAAGAUCGGGGAUGGACUUCGCAAUGAAAUUGUUUCUCAAAGUUUUAAAUUAUAUUACAACGGCGGAGGAGUCUUCGUUGAUGCAGGGAAAUUCAAGGAUAAAGGAGUUGAAACACUUGCCACAUAUGGACAUCCACUUGAUGUCGACGGCGGAGAAGACCCCGCAGCAGUUGUCUAUUGCAAGGUUGGUGAAGGUGGAGCAAUAUUGACAGGACCUCAUCCAGAGUAUGCAUCUCUAGCUGGGUAUUUUGGCCAUUUGCUUACAUAUCUCCAGGUUUGCUGCCGUGAAUCUGGACCCCACGAUAAAGAUACCCGGUUAUGCAGAUAUUGUAAAGGAUCUAGCUGCAGAUGACGACUCGCGAACAAAGUUUCUGAAAGAAUGUCUAGUGAAGUUAGGCUUAUCAGUGAGCGAAGAAUCGUCCACGGUGCCGUCACUCUCUCGCCUUCAUCUUUCAUCUGUUCAUCCGCAUCUGGUUCCAGAGUUAUUGGCUUCUUGGGAAGAAAUCAUCGAUAAGGAGAACGGUGAAGAGAUUAUCAAGGGCGAAAAUGACACAUUUCACAUAGAAAAGCAAGAGAGUAUUUGGUCCGUUGAAUCAUUAGUAAAAUCAGUUCCAGCUUCAAUCGUCUCUACAAUAGAGGGAAAACCAAUAGUUGAGUCAGCUGCAUCAGGUGAUAGAAUUAUUGAUUAUAAUGCUAUUCCCAAACGACUCAUUCCGCAUGAGACUAGUUGGCCUGGCACAAAGGAAACACCCUGUUUCAAUCACCAUGUGUUUUACUCAAAUUUGAGACACUACCAGCAAGAAAAAUCCAGCGAAGCCGAAGAGUUUGGAAACACGCUACUAUACGGAGAGGUCGUUACAAGUACCAAUACAAUGUUAGAAAAGUAAGCUUCUCCUCCACUGCUUGAAGCAAACCCUCUUUAAUGGUUCCUAGGAAUUCGAAGCUUCUUUCUAGAGUUCCUACAGGCUUUACUUUUACAGCUACAGCACAAGUUGCUGGACGUGGCCGCGGUUCAAAUGUUUGGGUUUCCCCUUUGGGAUGCUUGAUCUGGUCUGUUUGCAUGAAACACCCUAUGGAGCUUGGAAACACAGCGCCGGUUGUCUUCAUACAGUAUCUUGCAGCAAUAGCCAUCGUUGAAGCUAUUCAUUCAUAUGACAAGGGUUAUGACACGGUCCCCAUUAAGCUUAAGUGGCCAAACGAUAUUUGUAAGUCUAGUUCAUCAUUUUUUCCCGCUCUUUCUGACAACAACAGAUGCCCAAGAUCCAUCCAAGCCCGGAAAGAAAGAAUAUGUCAAAGUUGGCGGCAUACUUGUUAAUUCCUCAUAUUCAUCUGGAAACUACGAUCUAGUCGUAGGUGUCGGUCUCAACACCACAAACGCCGCUCCAACAACAUCACUCAACGCUCUCUUACCCCCACAUCUUGCACCUUUUUCCCUCGAAAAACUUCUCGCUCGUUUCCUCACAAAAUUCGAAACCAUCUAUAAAACUUUCUGUCGAAAUGGCUUCGAUCGAAAGCUAGAAGAAGUUUAUUAUAAACACUGGUUACAUACUGAUCAGAUCGUUACUGUGGAGACGGAAGGUGGCGCCAGGGCUAUCAUCAGGGGAAUUACUACAAAUUGGGGAUUACUACGCGCGGAAGAAUUGGGUUGGGAGGAUAGACCUACGGGUAAGGUUUGGGAGUUGCAGAGUGAUAGUAAUAGUUUCGAUUUCUUGAAAGGAUUGUUGAAGCGGAAGGUUUGAGAUGGGCUGGGAGAGUAAAAUAUUACUUUUUUGUAGUAGGUUGUUAGAGAGAAAGAAAGGGAUAGAUGGAAAAAUGAUACAUUUCAGUAGACUUUUUUAUCU